AUGGUGGAAGGUGGAGUGACUUUAGUCAAAUACCUCUUGUUUCUUGCCAAUUUUAUUCUAUGGGUAAGUUCAUUUUUCAAUUUACCCUACCCUACCCUACCCUAUCCUACCCUAGCCUACCCUACCCUACCCUACCCUACCCUACACUACCCUACCCUACCCUACCCUACCCUACCCUACCCUACCCUACAAUACCCUACUCUACCCUACCCUACUCUCCUCUAAACCUCCUUACCGUAUCCUAUCCUACAUCUCAGCACAGCUCAUCCCAGCCUAGCCCAAUUCAGCUCAACCUAGUCCAGCUUAGCCCAACGUAGUAAAGCAUAGCAUGGCCUAGCUCAGACUAACUCGUAAUUAAAUUUUUCCAGGUAUGUGGCCUAGGCCUAAUCAUAACCGGAGCGGUGUUACAACUCAAAUACACGGGUCUGUUAGACAUUUUGGGCGAUGAACGGCUAGCGACACCGGUUCUUCUGCUUGGAGCCGGCUGUGUUUGUGCUCUGUUAGGCUUCCUCGGGUGUUGCGGAGCGAUCCGCGAGAACUAUUGCCUCACCGUGAGCUUCGCCAUUCUAUUGGCGUUACUGUUGCUGACGGAAACGGCGGCCGCAAUAGCGGCGUACGCGCUUCAUGAGCCGCUACAUGAAGCGUUGAUCAAUCAACUUACUCAGGUUGGUUUUAAAUUUAAACAAAAUUAGGCUUAGAGGGGUCGGAAUGGAAUUUCAUGGUUUAGGCUCGACGAAUAUUGAUUUAGAUUUGCAAAACUUUUUUUUAUAUUUGAUAUGUUAGGUUUGGGCUUAGGCUUAGUUUUAGGUUUAGGCGUAAGUUAAGUCUUAGGUUUUAGGCUUAAGCUUAGACUUAGUCUUAAGCUUAGGCUUAGGCUUAGGCUUAGGCUUAGGCUUAGACUUAGACUUAGGCUUAGGCUUAGGCUUAGGCUUAGGUUUAGACUUAGGCUUAGGCCUAGACUUAGGCUUAGGCUCAGGCUUAGGCUUAGGCUUAGGAUUAGGCUUAGGCUUAGGCUAAGGUUAGGCUUAGGCUUAGGCUUAGGCUUAGAGUUAGGCUUAAACAAAGACGCAGGCUGAGACUUAGGCUUGUUCUUUAUAUUAGGUCUAGGCUUAGACUAAUUCUUAGGCUUAGGCAUAGGCUUAUUCUUAAUGUUAGGUUUCGGCUUUGACUAGUGUUAGGUUUAGGCUUGCUGCUUUUUUAAAUACAAAAUUUUUUAAAACGCCUUCAGGGCCUUGAAAACUACGACAAAUCGCGAGGCGUGGCAAUGGCGUGGGAUCAAACGCAACGCGAACUCGAGUGUUGUGGUGUGAACAACUCCACCGACUGGUCGACGGUACCAGACUCAUGCUGCACUCAUUUUCAUGUGGGGUGUGCCAAGAUGGCAGUACCUUCAUUUCAUGAAGCCGGCUGUAUUCAAGCGGUUCAGAAGUGGAUUCUCACCAAUGCUGCCAUUGUUGGUGGUAUAUCGGCCGUGGUUGGGGCGGUUCAGAUUAUUGGGAUUUGCUUUGCGUGUUGUUUGUCUAAAAGCAUUCUGAAAGAUUAUCACGACUAUUUUUAUUGA
Messenger RNA from Bursaphelenchus okinawaensis, 1561 nucleotides. Lineage: Eukaryota; Metazoa; Nematoda; Chromadorea; Rhabditida; Aphelenchoididae. The record is from the annotation of a GenBank genome assembly.